Spirometra erinaceieuropaei is the source of this 2201-nucleotide messenger RNA. Lineage: Eukaryota; Metazoa; Platyhelminthes; Cestoda; Diphyllobothriidea; Diphyllobothriidae. The record is from the annotation of a GenBank genome assembly.
AUGGACCAGCUCAUAAGGACCCUGCCAAAGCCUCGAUCAGGCGCACGUAUUCUGCACAUUCUCGAAGUUGAAGGCGAAUUUCAGGGGUGUCGGACUAUUCCAACGAAGUAUGUCUAUCAAAGAUUGCAUGCUAUCUGUUAUUCUUCGCUAUUUUCAAAAUUCUUGUAAGUUUCUACUGAAGACAGGUUGUCAACCGUUGCAGACGCUGCCUGUAAAGACGACGAGAUACUCGUCCGCCGGCAAGUAAACACAGCCAGGAUGAAGUUGAGUUGUCUCUGUGCAUACUUCCUCACACAUAAUAGUCACUUAUGACCAGGAGUAUAAUAUCAAUUUCUUAUGUCAGGGAACUUAUACACAGCAACGCGGUUGUAAGCAUUUCAGAUUAUCUUAGCGAAAACGAUGUUCUAGAAAGUUGGAAAGCUUGCAGCUGGAUGUCCAAACUGUUGACAGUCUUCUACAUUAAGGAGAUGAGGAGGUGGGUACACAUUGGGUUUGGGGACAUUGAAGCGUUCCUUACUUCUGGAGUUAGAGGUUACUGUAAAGACUGACAGUAUUUUAGUGCUCAAAAGCAAUAAUAAAUUUGUUGUAACGUAGAUGUGAAAGAUAAGUGAGUACAGUAUAAACAAUGACAUAUAAAAAUCGUAAGUUAAUAAACGUUUCGAUUAACAAUGCUGCUAUUUGUGGGGUGGAUUGUCUAGACAUAGAUACAAUGAAAAUAAAACGUGAAAAUUGAGGAAUGCAGUUCACACUGUUUAUAAGGUAAGGUAAUUCAAGGUAAGGUCAAGGUACCUACACAGCCCACAACCCUGCAGUCCAUAACCUGCUUGGAAUCGUUGUUUUUGCUUAACCCUCGGUAAUACUCCUUGCAGGUGCUGCAGCAGAGCGGCUUUCACUGAUAUGGCCUAUGUGGGGUAGUCUGACGAAGGAAGCGUCCUUCUUAAUGCCUUCUUUACUUUCACAAGUGACUUGCCGGUAAGCACAGUCAUCGCGGUCUUACACCGUUUCUCGUGAUCAUGGGACUUCCCCACACAUAUCGACCACCCAGCAAGUUGGGCAUUCACAAAUCCUCUGGCGACACAUGACUUGUCAAUAAUAAACCAAAACCUUCAUUUUUAACGAGUCUCAAGUAUUUCUAUGUCAGUGAGAGCAGUACAAAUAGUCACCGCCUUCACCUACUGGUUUACGCCUAUAAUACACGAUCGGUGGCCACUUCUGACACGGUGUACGCUAUUGCAGCCCUAACAAACAAGUAUCUGGUACUUUGCAUCCACAGGGUGCCAACACAGCUGAUUGACUCCCACCCACCAGCAUCGAAAUUACACCUUUCAAAAAUUUCCGCUUUCCGAAGAGCUUGGUGUUUUUUUGAAACAUUAAGAACAUGAUUUGUCCCAGUCAUUUAAAAGCUUCUGCCCCCCUCCCCGGCACAUUCUCCUCCGAGGACCAGGAGUGAUUUCCUGGACAUUUACGAGCCUUCCGCCAUGAGGGAGAGCUUUGUGGAUGUGAUAAGUGACCAGUCGGGGAAGUCUUAUUUCUGCAAGUGGUUACAUUUGGAUUGGAGGUAAGUGUCCAACUGCAAGGGAUUGGGUCUCCUCCGAUGGCCUCUGUGAAGAUUUUACUUGGCCGAGCUCCCAAACAGGUGAUACAAUUCCUCCUUAAAAUUGUCGUAAUCUGUGUGAAUUACGUUCUGUUUUUAAAACCUUCAUCUGAAUCACGCUGAUCACAUUUCUAACAAAUGCUGUUUCAAUCGCUACUGAGCUGCUGAUUUAACUUUAGACGUCUCCAGCUAAGGUCUGCAUUGAGCAUUCAUAAAUCUCGUCAAUCACUCACUGAAGGGCGUCCAAUUCCUGUCAGAAUUUAUUAGCUACAGGAAGUUUGGAGGUAGCACCUUAACCGAAAACGGUAAUUGAACGUGUGCCUUCUUUUGCUGCAGAUCCUCCUACGUGCCUCCACCGAUCGCCUAUUGGGCCGAUCCCCGUGGAUUUAUGACGAUUCUAGUGCACCCCAAGAUGCUUAAAAACCACUCGCCAACCUUUGUAACAACUGCUAUCGACCGCCUUCAUGCUGCGAUUAAGUGGCCGGAAAAAGUCUUUCCGAAGUUUCCCCUGGCUACUUAUCGUCAGGAGGCGAAGCCGCUUUUAAAUUUCAAGCGACCCAAAGAAUUGCAGACCGAAAAGUACUGCAGGAUUCGAAAACCAAAAUGA